Anguilla anguilla (European eel) is the source of this 3517-nucleotide messenger RNA. RefSeq names its product cyclin-T2-like. The record is from RefSeq and is a predicted model, not a curated record. Lineage: Eukaryota; Metazoa; Chordata; Actinopteri; Anguilliformes; Anguillidae. Gene Ontology annotation, biological process: regulation of transcription by RNA polymerase II; positive regulation of DNA-templated transcription, elongation. Bases 65 to 2110 code for a protein of 681 amino acids. The transcript is spliced from 9 exons. Gene Ontology annotation, cellular component: nucleus; cyclin/CDK positive transcription elongation factor complex. Gene Ontology annotation, molecular function: cyclin-dependent protein serine/threonine kinase activator activity.
UACAGAGUGUGUACGUACUAGCGUGUAUCCGUUCGUCUGCGCCCUGUGCUAGUGCUGGAGCACAAUGGCGGCGUGCCGGGGAUCCGCUUCGAGAUGGUUCUUCACCCGGGAGCAACUGGAGAACACGCCGUCCCGCGCCUGUGGUGUAGAGCCGGACAGGGAGCUCUCUUACCGACAACAGGCGGCCAACCUAAUUCAAGAUAUGGGCCAGCGACUCAAUGUUUCACAAUUAACAAUAAACACUGCAAUUGUUUACAUGCACAGAUUUUAUAUGUUCAAUUCUUUCACCAAAUUCCACAGAAAUAUCAUUUCUCCAACAACCUUAUUCCUGGCUGCAAAAGUUGAGGAGCAGCCGCGGAAACUUGAACACGUCAUUAAAGUUGCACAUGCCUGUUUGAACCCACAAGAGGCUCAGCUGGACACAAAAAGUAAUGCAUACCUCCAGCAGGCUCAAGAGCUGGUGCUACUUGAAACCAUAGUGCUUCAGACUUUAGGGUUUGAAAUAACCAUUGAGCAUCCUCACACUGAUGUGGUGAAGUGCUCCCAGCUAGUGCGAGCCAGCAAGGAUUUGGCACAGACUUCCUAUUUCAUGGCUACCAACAGUCUGCACCUCACCACCUUCUGCCUUCAGCACAAGCCCACGGUCAUAGCCUGCGUGUGCAUUCACCUGGCCUGCAAGUGGUCCAACUGGGAGAUCCCCGUCUCCACGGACGGGAAGCACUGGUGGGAGUACGUGGACCCGUCCGUCACGCUGGAGCUGCUCGACGAGCUGACGCACGAGUUCCUGCAGAUUCUGGAGAAGACCCCGAGCAGAUUGAAACGGAUCAGGAACUGGAGGGCCACACAAGCCGCUAAGAAGCCCAAAGGUGACGGCCAGGCGUCGGAAUCCUCGUACCCGGGUUCCUCCCUGCUCCAGGGCCCCUCCCUGGUGGACGGCAUCCCCGGGGUCUCCGGAAACGCCGCGUUCCCCAAGUCCUCCUUUCCCGUCAUGCUGACCUCCGGCACCGGGGGCGCCCUCUCGCUGGACAGCAUCGGCAGCAUGCAGGGCGCCCCCUUCGCCUUCACCACCGCCGGCGACUGGCCCCAGGACACGGGCCGCUGCGAGGCCUUCUCGCUGAAACAGGAGGCCCCGAGCGCCCAGCAGGGGGCGCUGCCACCGCCCUCGCACGCCGCCGACUUCGGCCCCGUCAAACACGAACACAAGUCCGGGGGCGGGGCCAAGCACCAGCCGCCUCCGCCUCCCCCUCCCCUCUACCCCUCUCCUGCGGCCCCCGCCCAGAAACUGUCCCUGGACAAGUACCGCGAAAAGCACGCCGCCGAGCUGGCGGGUCAGAAGCGCCGGCCGGAGCCCAGCCUGGAGGCGGAGCCUCGGGACCCGUACGCGGGCGCGGCCCUGCUGGAGCAGCCGUACCACAGGAAGCACCAGCAACCGCUGCCCUCCGACAAGCACGCCGCGGAGAAGAGGGAUAAGGGCGCCUCCCUGAAGCUCCGCCUCCCGGUCCCGCCCCCCGAGAAGGCCGCCGGCAGCAAGGAGGAGCUGAAGAUGAAGAUCAAGGUCUCCUCGGAGGAGGGCGGGGCCAAGAGCCGCCACUCGGGCAGCCCGCUGGUGAGCAAGGAGAAGCACAGAGACCACUCCCACCGGCACCACAAGCACGCCCACGGCCACGCCCACCCACAGAGCGGGAACGGGCCAACGGCGGCGGCGGCGGGGGGGGCGCCCUUCCGGACGCCCGUUGUCGGGGGCGAGGCGGCGGGCCCGGCCUCCGGCUCGUCGCGGAAGAGGGCGCACCCCGACGCCCCUCACAACCACCACCACCACCACCACUCCAAAUCGAGCAAAAGUGGGAAAAGCGCAGGUAGCUCCUCUCACCUUUCCUCUGUAAAGCAGUGUGUGUCCUCUCUCAGCUCUGAUCUUAACCCCCCCUUCCCCCCCCCUCCCCCUGUCACACACCAGGUGGGCUACGAACAUCUCAACUCCCUAGUGAAACUGGACAGGAGGUCGAGGGACAGCCGCGGCCCAGGCGCUAACGCUAACGGCCAGCACAUGGACUACAAAGACACGUUCGACAUGCUCGAUUCGCUGUUAAGUGCCCAAGGAAUGAACUCUUAAAGAAAAAAAAAAAAAGUAAAGAGAAUGGAAGGAGGGAACGGGGAUGAAAUCGGUGCGGAUAUUGAGCGGCAAAACGGAGAGAAAAGAUCGUCUUAGGUUUUGAUUUGCGAAACAAACGAAUCUUUUUAAAAGGAGGAAGAGUAUGAAUUCUUCCUGACCUUCUGAUCUUAUCGGCUCGGCCCCGCCUUGAUCACUGCACACCUGCUGCUUUGCCCUCCCAUAUUCUUGGGAUGGGAGUGUUGGGGGGGGGGAGGGGGGGGGGGUGGUCGUCGUGUAAAUGAAUUCAUCUCCACGUGAACAUAGUAUUAUAAAUACUGUAAAGGCAUGAAAGGUGCAAUUUCAAUUUUUCUUUUUUCCCUUUUUUCUUUUAAAAUGACUUACACAGUAUUUCCACAACUAUGCUUCCUGCAAGACCUUAUCCUCUUCCCAGAUGCUGUGAUGUCACUCAAUCAAAGACACUGGUCAGACGACAGUACUGAAGUAGGCUUUUAGUUACAUUCUUUGAAUGAGUGUUUUUUUCUUUCUUUUUUUUAUAUCUUUAUACGGUAUGUAUGAUUUGCAUGUUUCAAUCACAAAGGGACAAAAGAUGAUACUGGGCUUAUUUACAGUAAGUGGGGAUAAUGUGCAUACAUUUUUGUAUGUUUAAAAAGCUAUACCACAAAUACUCAGGUUUGGAGCUGCUUGUACGUGUAACUGUGCGCAUAUACAUGCAUACGUGCACAAAAACACGUCUGUGGUGAUGUGGUGUAAGAAUCGUCGGUAUCCAGACUGCAGCAUUCUGCGAUGCGCUUUUGAGCCUGCAGUCUGCCUGACUGCCAGGAGAGGGCGCAUGACUUAUUUAUUGGGGCAAUCCAGACCCGUUUAGUCAGCCAACCGCCUGGCAUGUUUUCGGAGGUCGUGCGAUUUUGCGUUAUUUCGACCUUGGACGUUUUUAGCUGGAUGCCAAAGGCUGCGCCUCAGAAUCAAAAAAAGGAAAAAUUGAAGAAUUAAGAAGUUUACAUAAUCUUUGCUGUGAAGUGCAUUUAAAAUCUUUUUUGGCUUGAUGCAGUAGCCUAGAUUCAAAGAUGUUUAUGGAUAAUGAUAAAAUAUUACUAUUCAUGUCUAUAAAAAUGAAAAACAACACACAAAAAUUAAAAAGGAAAAAAAGAUUUUGUGUCGUAUUACUUUACAGGUCAGUUUCCUAUGUAAUGCAUCCUUUUUAAUUCCUCACGCAAAUUAUUGUUAAUAUGAUUAGUCUUUCAUAAUUUCUGUGCACUGAGUGUCAGAAUGAAGCCAAGACUGUUCCCAGUACCAGUGUAGAGAUUCUACUGUAGGGCUAGUGGUGUAAAAUCAGAAAAGUGCAAAUCCUGACAUCCAGUUUUUCAUUUAAAAUCUAUAAAUAAACCCCAAGAUCACCACCACCUUAAA